Messenger RNA from Metarhizium brunneum ARSEF 3297, 1836 nucleotides. NCBI's taxonomy places the organism in Eukaryota, Fungi, Ascomycota, Sordariomycetes, Hypocreales, Clavicipitaceae. The record is from RefSeq and is a predicted model, not a curated record.
AUGCUUACAAAGGCCUCCUUUGCCAUCGAAUUCGGCCCUCAUCCAGUAGUUUCAGGCAUGAUCAGAGCGACUCUCGGCUUUGAUAUUACAGUUCUGCCUACUUUUCGCCGCAAUACCGAUCCUUGGGAAUCGUUUUGGAUCCCGGACAGAAACGAUUGGACUCUCACGAAGGGUGAUAUUCCUGUUCACCAGUGUCGCGUUGCAGCCGAAUUAGACAAGUCUAUACCGUCGACAUCUUCUUUCAAUAUUGCUCAAUCUGCCAUCGUGGAGACUCCAAAACUUAAAUCUAGUGCCAUUCAUGAGGUUCUGGAAGAACGGAUUACAAGUAAUGGGUAUGAAGUUGUCACGGAGUGUGAUGUUAACCGUGCUGAUGUUCGGCCUUUUAUCCGGGGCCACACUGUCGAUGGCUUCAGCCUAUGUACACCGGAACGUGGAAGCGAGAUUGGUCAGCUUUCUACCUUUUCCAUGAAGUUUAUUAACAAGUCUGAUAGCCAAGAUUUCUCACAGAAGCUCCCGAACAUGCUAGAACACUUGGAAAGAAUGCGUCGCCAACUCACUGAGGGGAAGACCUGCAGAUUCAGCGGGCCAAUGGCGUAUGGUUUAGUCUCUGCGCUGGCUGAAUUCAGCCUGGACCACUAUUGCGUCGACGAGGCCCUAUACGACAAUGAACUUUAUGAGUGUAUUCAAGUGGUCAGCUUCGGCCAGAUGAAAAAGGGAGGCAUAUUUCACAUCAACCCUGGUUUGAUCGAUGGCUUGACCCAGUUAGGAGGUUUCACUAUGAAUGCCAAUGACAAGACGAAACUUGACACAACCGUCUUGGCAAAUCAUGACUGGAAGAAUUUGCAGCUGUUUGAGGCCAUUGGAGACGGUUGCCAGUACUUUGCCCAUGUCCGCAUGACCCCUGGAGACAAGGUUCUUUGGGAAGGCGAUGUGACUAUUUUCACGGACGAUCGAAUCGUUGGCUUGGUGGAAGGAAUUCAAGAGGUUCCUCGUCGAUUGCUCAAGUUCAUACUAACGCAAGCAGCCAAACCUCCAAAAUUCAAGACCAAAACUAAAGGUGCUCCUAUACUUGCUGCACCUGUACUAGUUGCCUCUAAGGCAACCGCCUCGGCCUGUAAAGCGUCUCUAGAAGUUUUGGCAUGCGUUAAUUCCUUAACAUCUAACGCUAUGGGGAUUGUCGCGGAACAAAGCGGUAUUCCACUAUCAGAUUUGCGCGAUGAAACUCGAUUUGAUGACAUUGGUAUCGACUCUCAACUUGCACUAAUGACCACAAGCUUAUUGGCUGAAGAGCUUGGCAUUACCGCGGACUCAACACUCUUUUUGGGAAACAGUACCGUGGCUGGCUUGAAGAGGGCUUUGGGACGACCGCCAUUAUCCUCUACACUGCCGGAAUGUCAAGGCUCUACAGAAGUCAGAGAUUCGACCCCCGCCAUUCAAUCUACUACUACAACCGUGUCGCAAAAAGUGCCUUCAUCGGCUUACCAAGGUCAGACGGUGUUCUCCGCGGCGGCAUCUGAAGCAGGGGAUCUAAACGCCGAUAAGAAAUUUGCCAGUGUACUGAGAAUUAUUUCCGAGGAGGUCAAUGUACCUGUCGAACAUCUCACUGAUAAUAUCUUGCUUGCAGAUCUUGGAGUAGACUUGCUUCUUUCCCUGAUCAUUGGAAGUCGCCUUCGAGACGAACUAGAGAUAGACAUCGACACACAAUCUAUGCUGACAACUCUGGAUUCGAUUCAUGCUCUUUGCAUAUCCCUGUUUGCUACUGGCAAUAAAACGAGGCCUAGUUCAUCGCAGCUCAACUUCUCAGGCUAUAGCACACCUCCUUUAAUGGAAGCCUGA